Cloeon dipterum is the source of this 3273-nucleotide messenger RNA. Its product is annotated as bromodomain-containing protein 4-like. The transcript has 4 exons. The record is from RefSeq and is a predicted model, not a curated record. Lineage: Eukaryota; Metazoa; Arthropoda; Insecta; Ephemeroptera; Baetidae. Bases 145 to 2637 code for a protein of 830 amino acids.
UGUGGGUCAGGCGCGAGGUAUUUAUUCCCUUGAUGGCCGACCAAAAUACAGUUACCGGCCGCCUGCCGCUCGAGUCAGCUCACUCAGGGCCUCCGCCUCGCCUCACAAACACCUCAGAGCACAGGACCAGAAGCACCAGCAGAAAUGACCGCCCAGAGGGCAAAACUUUGGGUAGUGCUGCUCGUGGCCUCCACGGCAGUGGCCGCCCCCACUGAGCAGCAGGCAUCCCCUGCGAUGGCACCCCCCGACCUUUCGGCCGCAGAGGCCACGUUGCCGCUGAAUACGCCAAACAAAGGCUACAGAAUGCAAGGACUGUACGGUUUCGGCACGAAGCCUUUUUAUUUGGAGAGGGAUCCUGUUACUGGAGCCUUCGACUUCUCAGGAGCGUCGGCCGGAAAUUCCGAGCCAGCACACAAGUUCUCUUCAAAGGUUCCAGCUCACGCUGAUUACGAUUAUGAAGAGAUCGCGAUGGACGCCGACCCGAUCGACCGCAAGGACACCCUCGGACCAGUGCGGCCCAACGAUUUGAUUGAUUAUUCGCAGAAGCACUCGAAAAUCCCUCAAGUGCCGCUGGUGUCCGGCUCUUACUCGAGCACCAAACUGCAGGGUGCCGGCGCAGAUGCCAAAUCAUCGAGCACCACUACCACAACUCCGCCUCCGAAUUAUUACUUCUCGACCACCUCGACGACCACAGAGGACGUCCUCGACUUCUGGCCACCAACCAAGCCCUCGGCUGAGGUGCCCUCUGAUUAUUACGAGUACGACGAGGUGCCCGCCGAAGUGUCUGAAACUCAACCACAGGCGCCGAGUCCCGCACCGAGCACCGUCCUCCCUACCACUCUGCCUCCUUACGAGUACGAAGCUGAAGAGACGGAAACCGCAAGACCGAUUCCACCCAAGAAGAAGCAGGACGUGAAGAAGCCCGAAUUCCCAGCUCAACCCCCGACCCCUGAAGCGGAAUUCCAACCCCCUAAUAAAGUUGUGUUCAGAGAACCUGAGCUGGAGCUCAUGCCUCCUGAGGAAGAGAGCCAACCGUCCAUUUCUGAAGUUAGGCCUCCUGAUUUGGAAAUGCGCCCUCCGCUAGUGGACUUCAGACCUCAAGAGGUGAAGCCUUUGGACGUGGAAAUGCGUCCUCCGUUGCCAGAUAAGCCUUUCCAAUCUCCCCGUCCGACUCAGGGCGUCAUGCUUCCACCGAGGUACGAGCCUCAGAGACCUGAGAGGCCCGCUUUGGAGUCUCAGGGCUGGCAGAUUGCUCAAACACCUCAACCUCAGGCCCCGCCACCGUCACCCUUCCCUUCAAACAGGGUUACCUUCCCUGAAUCAGUAGCCGCCACUCCUGCUCCUUUCCAUCACUCAAGCGUCCCCUACAGACACGUCCUUCCCCAGGGCUACGAGCCCAAGAGGCCGUUCCCACCACCGUUCCGCGUGCAGCAGCAGCGUCCCCACUUCAAGCGUCCACAUCCGCACGACAGCCCAUAUGCCUUCGUCGAAUCCAAGCCCAUCGACCGCAUCCACAUGGAGAGCCGUCCUCCCCCUCCAAGGUACCGUCCGCACCAGAAGGUCGGUGGUGUCCGCAAUAGGAACGACGACUCGCUGCCCAACAUCCUGCCCCAGUUCCGUCCCAACCUGCGUCCCGAGCACGGCGAGCACUUCGGCAUGCGUGGGCCGGCGCCGGGAAGUUCCAACCCACCCUAUUUUAAACGCUUCCCCAACUCCGUCCAGACCCCACAGUUCCAUCAUCAACAGCAGCAAGGACCACCUGGCCCGCCCAUGGGACGCCGCGUCGGCCCCGACGUUGCCACCCUCCAAAUGAUGAAGGGCAACAUCGUCAAGAACCCGCACCGCGCAGAGUCCCUGGUGCCGCAGCCUCCUCCGGUCGACGUGGUCGUGGACAAAAAGCAGGCUCAGGCGCAGCCGCCUGCGGACGAGCGUCCCGUCAACCCCGGCGGCGUGUACGUCGUCUACGCCAACUCUAACAACAACGAUAUCCACGUCGGCCAACAAGCCGGUGCCAGCCGUCCCCUGCCUCCGAGCCAACUGUCCGAGCAGCCCAUCCUUCCUGGAAAGUCCGACUUUCCCUACGCCAUCGAGAAAAACAAUAACAACGACGACCGCGGCCACUUCAGCAUCAAGAGCAAGAACAAGGUGAGCGUGCCUCAAGGCGGGGACCGCAGCGAAAUCACCGUUUCAGCGGUGAUGCACGCCGGUCCUGACGGCCAUUCGAGCGCCUCGUCCUCGCAGGGCCAGGUGUUCGUGGUCAAUACGCACCAGCGCCCUGAGGUAAAAACCGUCGACGUGGUGCCCACGCACCAUAGGCCCGCCGAGGUGGUCGCUCCCUCCAACUCUGAAUCCUUCCAAGCGCCCUUCCACGCCAGUGCCAACGUCGCACCCUCGCCAGGGAACGGAUGGACCGCCAUCAGGGAGACCGAGUUCCGGCCUCAGGGUAUCGUGGAGCGCGCCGAUCAUGAAAUGCCCGAGCCGGACGCGAGCGAGCCUGGCACCAAGUUCGACAUCGAGAACUUCAGCCCGCAGCUGAUCGGCGGUUUCCAGCCCAUUCUGCCGUCGGCCGACAGCUCGCCGAAGGAGGCGGAAGAGAAGAAGGUGCAGCUCAACCCGACCGAUCGGCAAGAACGCUAGCUUUUCUACAGUAUUCCUGCAAAAUGCCGCUCAACAGGGAAUCCUUCUUUCGCAACUGCCAGCUACUCUCGGCUCUUAAUUGGCCAAUUUCAAAGGAUUUCAGCGUUGAUUGUCAUUUUGCGAGUGGGUCAGGGCGAAACGAUGGUCGUUUUGUAGGUCCUAAAUUAAAUUAACGUGUACUUCCCUUAUAGCCUUAAUUAACCAAAGGAAAAAUAUAGUUGUUGCUUCCAUCCACUAUUUGAUGAGGAUUCAAAAUGUAUUUUGUCACAAGAAACAAUAAUGGACAGAUCUCCCCAACGGUUGAGAAACAUCGCGGCGUUUACUUCCCGGUAUUAUUUGGUGCUUUACGCAAUAUUUGGCUGCUCUGCUACUUGCAUUACGGAAAUUCCAGGACAAGCUGCAUUUUUAUUUAUGCUUUGCAUUUUUACUUUUAUUUCUGUAUUUAAUAUUUAUUGAACAACAUGAUGAGUGCGUGCGUGAAUGAAUAUUCAAUAUUACAUUGAGAAAUAUGUGUGUGCUAGUGUAUUUAGAGUGAGACCAACCCAAUGUAGUUUCUUUAUUGUCAUUACAAUUUGUAAUUAAUGAUUUUCGAGCGAAAUAAAUGAAAUAAAAAUACAUAUGAAUAAAAUGAAACAA